This is a messenger RNA of Cinclus cinclus, 1089 nucleotides long. RefSeq names its product bone morphogenetic protein 15 (gene BMP15). The coding region runs from base 1 to 1089 and encodes 362 amino acids. Gene Ontology annotation, biological process: SMAD protein signal transduction; BMP signaling pathway. The record is from RefSeq and is a predicted model, not a curated record. NCBI's taxonomy places the organism in Eukaryota, Metazoa, Chordata, Aves, Passeriformes, Cinclidae. Gene Ontology annotation, cellular component: extracellular region. Gene Ontology annotation, molecular function: cytokine activity; growth factor activity. The transcript is spliced from 2 exons.
AUGGCUAUGCCCUACCCUUUCACCAGCCUCCUCCUCCUCCUUGUUGUGCCCCUUUCCCAGGCUGCAAAACAGUCCCCACUGCCCCUUGGCUCUCUGCCUGCUGUCCCCACCCUGCCCCUCCUGCAGGCCCUGCAAACACGGGCUCCAGGCAGCCCAGGCUGGAAAAUGGGGCCAGCCAGUGGGCAGCCCCUGCGCUACAUGCUGAAUCUGUACCGGCGUGCUGCUGACCGUGAAGGCCGGCCCCGCCGGAGCCUGGGCACCAACACCAUCCGCCUGGUCCAGGCCAGUUCCCAUGGAGGUCAGCCCUGGGCAGGUCGGUGGUACUUGCAGGCCCUCACCUACCACCUGGAGGGCCAGCCAGAGGCCGAGCACCUCCUCAGAGCCACUGUGGUCUACCUGCCAAGUCUGUCACUGGCCCAUGGUCGCCUUCUCUGUGCUCUGGAGCUGGUAGUGGCCAGUGAGGCACCCAGGUUGCUGCUCAGCCCUCCUGCCCGUACCCACCGUGGCUGGGCUGAAGUUGACGUCACCCCUUACCUGGUGCUGGGGAACAGCAGCAUGGGGAGCCUGGCAUUGCGGCAUGUCUGCGUGCAUGCAGGCCGAGCAGGAGGCCACAAUGUCCCAGUGGCCCCUGGCCAUCCUUUCCUUCUUCUCUACCUUAAUGAUACCCAGGCAGGGUUGGCACCUCCGGCAGCAGAGCCUCAUCGACACCGACGUGAUACAGGGACAUUGGCUCAUGACCUGCCCCACUACCUGCGGGAGCAGGGAGGGGAGAAGAGCGACUGUUCCCUCCGCCCCUUCCCUGUCAGUUUUGCACAGCUGGGCUGGGACCACUGGAUCAUUGCUCCGCACCGCUACAACCCACGCUACUGCAAGGGCACCUGUCCCCACCUGCUCCGCUAUGACUACCACGCACCCAAUCAUGCUGUGGUGCAGAGCUUCGUUCAUGAGCUUGUGGAUGCCAAUGUGCCCCGGCCCUCCUGUGUGCCCUACCGCUACAGCCCCAUCAGUGUCCUCAUGAUUGAGCGUAAUGGAGGCAUACUGUACAAGGAGUACGAGAAUAUGAUUGCAGAGUCAUGCACUUGCCGGUAA